Molecule: messenger RNA, 1933 nt
Organism: Corylus avellana
Lineage: Eukaryota; Viridiplantae; Streptophyta; Magnoliopsida; Fagales; Betulaceae
Source: RefSeq, a predicted model, not a curated record
CUACCAAUAUUAAAAGAGAUAUUAAAGAGGCCUGAUAUUGACGGAGACCAACCACGAGUACUAUAAAUACAAGUGGAAGAAGAAGAGUGGAUGCAUGCAUAAUUAUCAGCAAGGAAGAGAUAGAAAACCCUGAGUGUUGGGAACAAAGAGGGAGAAUUUAGUGCUCGAUCUCAAGCAAUACAAGAAAAGAAACUCGAGGGGUGGAAAAGAUCAUGGCCUGUCCCGCAAGUCGUGAUUCCAUUGAAAAUGAAGCUGAAUGCGAGGAUUUUGUCAUUCACAUUUUACCGGACCUGCCCCGUGAGGGGUGGCUAAAGGAUACUGUCAUUUACAUUCCACCGGAGCUGCCCCCAGCGGAGUGGCCAGAAUGCUGUAUCUAUAGGGUUCCCAAGAAACUGCGCAAGGUAAAGGAAGAAGCCUAUACCCCUAAGUUAGUCUCAAUAGGCCCUUUUCAUUACGGCCGAGAAGAAUUGAGAGACAUGCAAAUGCACAAACUGAGAUAUUUUAUGGAUUUCUGUCGUAAUCGGACCUCGGAGAGCCAGAAGAGUCUUCUAAAGAUCAUUGAAGAGGAUGAAAAAAAAAUCCGUCAUUGCUAUUCAGAAGAGUUUAGAAACAGUAGUAUUGAUUUUGUGAAAAUGAUUCUAUUGGAUGCCAUCUUCAUAAUUGAGCUCUUCUUAAAAACCAAUCAAAAAAUACAAAAAAAAGAAGAAGAAUGUGAUUACAUAUUAAGGAAACCAUUGCUUGGAAAUGGUAUACUACAUGACUUGAUAUUACUUGAGAACCAACUUCCGUUUUUUGUUCUUGAGAAAUUGUAUAGGUCGACCUGCAAUGACAACCAUCUUUCCUUUCUCGAUCUUUUCUGCGAUUACUUUACUCACUAUAAGUGGGCAAAUUACUCAUUUAAAAGCGAGGAAGAAAAGCAGAAAGCAAAGGAGAAAGUAAAGCAGCAAGUAAAGGAGAAAGCAAAGCCGAAAGCAGAGCAGAAAGCGGAAAGCGAAAAGCGGAAAGCCGAAAGCGAGGAAGAAAGGCAGCAAGUAAAUCAUUUCACAGAUUUGGUAAGACUUUUGUACUGUCCAUCAAACAUGGAAGACCGGAGCAGUGAAGAAGCAGGAAGGCCGGAUACUCGAUUUUGUGCCACAAAGCUUGAUGACGCAGGAUUUAAUUUCAAAGGAGUUGAAGAUCAUUCCAGACCCUUACUUGAUAUAAAAUUCCCUUGGGGCUCUGGAAGGCUUCCGCGCUUAUGCUUCAGUUGUUGCUUACCAUGCCUUAUAUGUUGUCCGUGCCUGGUAUACUUAUUUCGGGUAACACUCCGUCUCGGUGGGUCCUUGGAAGUCACGCAACUUGUGAUAGACUAUGAGACUCAAGUUAUUUUCCGAAACCUCAUGGCCUUAGAGCAAUGUCAUUAUCCAUCUGAAGCUUACAUCUGCAGUUAUGUUUGGCUCUUGGACCGUCUUAUCAACACUGAACACGAUGUGGAUUUGCUUGUUAAGAAGAAAGUCAUUUCUAACAACCUUGGUAACAAUGCUGCAGUGGCAACUCUAAUUAACGAACUCAGCAAUCAGAUUGUGGCAACUACAUCCACUUACAAUGGGAUUGCUCGUAGCCUUAAUGUUCACUAUGAGGACUCUUUGCCCCAUUUAUUGGCUACCCUGAAAAGACAGUAUUUCCCCAAUAUUUUUAGAGGCACAGCAACUAUUAUUGGACUUAUUGUCCUGGGCUUCACUCUCUGGAAUUUUAUUAAGGAUUUGUAGAUUUGAAGUAUGUAUGGUUUAAUUAGUGAUGGUUGUAGUGCUUUGCUUUCAGUUGCAGUAGAUGCAUGACAUCUGUAGUCCUGUUUAGCUUGUGAUAUCCACCCCAUCUUAAUUAAUAGCUUGUAUAGUCAACUUUGAAAGUGGUUUAUAAAGAUGUGGGAAGUCUGUGUUUUUGCAUCCAUGCA